AAAACACCAUACUGCGAGCUCUCGGUCACAUGUCGAGGGAGGAACCGCAGCAGAGGCGGCUGAAACGCCGGCAUUCGGCCUCCACACUCGUCCGGGAAGCAUCGAAUCCGCUUCGGCCGCCGGUCCUGCACACAUGGUGCUCCUCCGGCACAUUUCGGUGGCGCUGACCGCCGCCGUGGCCACGCUGGGCUCGGCGAUCUUCAUCGCCUUCAAUUACUUCUACUCGAGGCGAAAGUGGACACCCCACGCGCAAUACGCCACCAUUAAGGAAGAGGAAGAGGAAUGCGGAAAGCGCCAGGUGCUGGUGCUCGGCUUGGACGGAGCCGGCAAGAGCAGCAUGCUUCAGGGCCUGACGCCUGGGGGGGCUGAGAGGGGCCGUUGCCGCCCCACCCGAGGCUUCAAUUUCAUCAGCGUCAGGGCACCCGCUUGUCAGUUAGACUUCCUAGAGAUUGGUGGCGGUGAGGAAUUGCGCCGCUACUGGUGCGAGUAUCUGAUCAGAACUCACGUGCUGGUCUACGUGGUGGACUCGUCUGAUCGCGGCCGCCUCCCGCUGGCAAAGUCGGAGCUGCACCGCCUCCUGCAAGUGCAACCCCAGCUGCCUGUGGUGGUCCUGGGAAACAAACAGGAUAAAGCUGAGGCGGUGAGUGUGUCAGAGCUCCACGAGGCCUUGUCUCUGGGCUCGGUGGGGGAGGACAGGAAGCUGUUCCUCCUGGCUGCCCAGUUGGAUUCUGACAACGCCCUGAGGAACUCCUGCAGAGGCCUGGAUGCCUGCCAGGACCUCCUGCUCCAGCUUGUUUGAUGGGGGCUGCUUCUCUUCCCCCUAAGGAGGACAUUUUGUCCAGGGUGCUGUCCAAUGUUGCAUAAUAGUGUGCGUACAUAUGUUGACAUUUGAGUGUUCCACUUUUUACGCUUAUUUUUUUUAUGUUACAUUGUCGCUUAGACACUAGCGUCAUUUGUAAAUAUUUUGAGUCUGGGGGAAAGAAAAACAAAAAAAAACAAAGGCUCAGCCGGUCACUUGAUAUUUAAUAUCGCCUCUUAGCCCGAUGACUGAUGGUUGAGCGAUGAGUCAUAAAUAUGAGGGUUUUAAAUGAAGGUCAUGUUUUAUUCCAUUUGAUGCGCUGUGACCAUGGAAAAUUAUUCAUUGGUUGGACUCAAGAUUUUCAUGACUGCAGAAACUGUUGUAUAUAUUAACAUGUCAAAAUGCAUUUUAUUUGUGGAAAAUAAAAAAAUAGUGUCUAUGCAUCA
Syngnathus typhle (broad-nosed pipefish) is the source of this 1245-nucleotide messenger RNA. It is a transcript of the gene arl10, whose product is annotated as ADP-ribosylation factor-like 10. The coding region runs from base 134 to 799 and encodes 221 amino acids. Gene Ontology annotation, molecular function: GTP binding; GTPase activity. The transcript is spliced from 4 exons. The record is from RefSeq and is a predicted model, not a curated record. NCBI's taxonomy places the organism in Eukaryota, Metazoa, Chordata, Actinopteri, Syngnathiformes, Syngnathidae.